AUAAAACUAAGGCGCCUGUGUGUAAUGUAUACGAUGAAUCAAAUGUAAAAAAUUGUAAACGAAUAAACUAAUUGUAGUUAGUUUACAUGCUGAAUCUGAUAGUCGUGUGUAUGUACACAUUAAAAAAAGGAUCAAAUUCUUGCUAGAAAAAAUGGCAUCGGUACAAGACAGAUUAAAAUUAAAACGAUCUUAUGAUAAUUGGAGUACACGCGAACAACUAUGUUUAGCAUCCAGUGUACUGAAGUCUGGUGAUCAAAAUUGGAUGAGCGUGUCUCGAUCUUUGAAAGCAUUUUCUGAAAAAGAAACGUUAAGGCCCCCAGAUUGGUUCUCUCAAAAAUCAUGCGCUAUUCAAUACGCCCAUUUGUUAGAGAAUGCGGAUACUCCAAAGAGAAAAAAAAGAGAAAGUGGAGAGACAACAGGUGAAUCGAUAGUUAGGAGAUUGACACAAGAAAGAAUAUCCGAAUUAGGGCAAAUUUUAGCUUAUCAAAGGGACGAGUAUCAACAGUUGAAGGCUGAAAUAAAUUUGUUGAAAUCUGGAUCUAUAACAGAAGAUAAGUUACAGAAGAUGUGGCUGGCAAUAGAUCAAGAAGAGAGGGAACAAGAGCAAAAGAUAAGAGCACAUUCUGCAUGGCUGGCAAAACGUCAACAGAAGCAAGAAUUGAAUUCGUCACCAGGAGUCUCAAUUAUAAAUCAACGUAAAUCUAUAGAAAGUACAAUGGAAAUUCUAGAAACAACAGAAACUGUAGAUGAAGAUGAAAAGAAAACUCGAGGUGGAAGAUCGCCAUUAUUAACAAGUUUAUUAAAGUCACCAAGUCCAACAACUCAAAUUCAAACUUCAACUACCACAGUACAAGGGAGCUCCCCUACAAUUACAAGUCUCCUUGGUUCUAGCCCUAAAGUACCAAAUUCUCAAUUAACGCAAAAUGUAUCGCCACAAUUACAUCAAUUAGUUUCUUCUACAAUACCAAAUAUACCAUCAGAACGACCAUCGGUUGGAGCACCAACCCUAUCUAUGUUAUUAGAAAUGCCUGCAAAUGCACAAAGAGGGCCUCUACCUAAUUUACAGUCAACCGCGACUAUUGUUUCGCAACAAAACGUGCCUACGGAAAUUCAUAAUCUUCAACCACAGCCAGUUCAUCAAGUAACAAUUCAAAAUGAAACACCUGUACCUACUCAAUCGCUCGCAAUUAAUACAUCAAAUAUUCCAGUCACAGAAAGUAUGGUACAGAUAAUAGAUAAUAUAGACGAUGUAAUACGUAAAGAUAUAAUGGCAGAUGUAAUAGAUAAAGACGAAAUUAACCAAAUUAUUGGAGAUAUAGAAGAAUUAAUAAAAGAAGAAAUAACUGGGAGUCCGCAAACGCUAGAUACAGCUGCUACAACGAUUAAUACUCUUACUGUACCCCAGAUACAAGAAAUACCCGUCGUCACGGAACGACCAGAGCCCAGAGAUGUAGACGAAGUUGUGUCGCUUUCUAAUUCGCCGCAAAGCGAGAUGGCUAUCGAAGAAAUUGACUCCAGUACAUCAAAUAUUGCAGAAAUCAUAGGAACAGUUGCUAUAGAACCACAGGAACCAAAAGUUAUUGUUACAGAAAUAUCUGAAACUGUAACAAAUACACCUGAAGAAACAAAAUCUGAAGAAAGUACAAACCAUGAAAAAGUGGUACUAGACGACGAACUUGUUCCUGAAUUAGAGACUCAAGAUGGUGAAAGCAGUAAAGAUGCACCACUAGAAGAGAAACGAACGAUUGAUGAAUUUGUUGAUACUAUGGAUUCUACUUCAAAUACAGAAGUUGAAGAAAGCGAUACAAAAACAUCUACAAAAGAGCUUGUCGACGAAAUAGCGGAAGAUGAAUUAAUAGAGGAAGAAGAAGAAACAGAAGUAGUUAUACCAGAAGCUAAAGAAUCUCCAAGUGAUAAAUUACAAAGAGAAUCUUCGGAAGAGUUAGAAAACAAAGAUGCUAUGGAAUUAGAUCAACUAGAAAUGCAUCUUGCUAAAAUUACAGGUGAACAACAAGAUGUUCCAUCUGCAGAAGUAGUUAGCGUUACUUCUGAAAUAACGAACGAUCUUCCAAGUACAGAGGAUACCGAAAAGUCACAGGAUAUUAGUUUAAUCUUAGAAGACGACGAAAGUACACAUAGUUUAGAUGAUACAAAAAAAAUAACGGAGGAACACAUCAUAGACAAUACAAUUGAGAGUACAGAAUCCAUUGAAUCGUUUAAAGAGGAACCUGUAAUUGUAAUAAAAGAAAAAACUAUUAUAGAAGUAAGCGAAGAAUCGCCAGAGAAACCUCAAGAAGAACAGACGGAAGAAACGUUAGAAAUUUAUACAGAUGAAUUUAAAAAGGAAGAUACAAAAGAUUCCUCCGAAGAUACAGCAAGUUCCAUUUUACAAGACAUAGAAGUCAAAGAAGAAGAAAUAGAAGAAACAGCGAUUAUAGAAGAUUCUAAUCAAUUGGUGUCCCCAGGAGAAAUUGAGAAUUUAAAACAAGAAUCCAUGGAACCCAUUAAAAUUGAAAUUGAUGUUUCCAGUAUCAAAAAAGAAGAACAUUCAUUUCAAGAGACAAAAAUGGAAGAAGUACCUAAAAUUCAAUUAGAAAAUGCUCUUGUCAUAGAAGUAAAAAGGGAGGAAGUCCCCAUAAAAGAAGAGCAAAAAAGUGUAGAUAGCGAACAUGUAAAAAAAGAAACAGAAUCCAUGGUCAGUGCUGGGGAAGAUACUGUCGAAUUGGACGAGGAAGAAUCAUCAUUGAGUAAAUUAAGCGGAGGACGCGCUAUGAAAACUUAUUCAAAAAAACAAAAUGCUUCUAUCGACAGUGAACCAGAAAAUGAAGUUACUGGAGAAGGUGCAGACUACAGAGCAUGGAAGAAAGCAGUAAUGUUAGUUUACAAUCGUCUAGCUACACAUAAAUAUGCUUCUGUAUUUCUGAGGCCUAUUACUGAAGACCAAGCACCUGGAUAUCAUUCGGUCAUCUUUAGACCAAUGGACUUAUCUACUAUUAAAAAGAAUAUAGAUAAUGGCACCAUUCGAUCUACAAUGCAUUUUCAACGCGAUGUCAUGCUGAUGUUUCAAAAUGCCAUUAUGUAUAAUAAACAUGAUACGUUUAUUUAUAAAAUGGCAGUUUCAAUGCAGGAAGAAUGUUUACAACAUAUGCAGAUACUCGUACAAGUCACAGGCGAGGGAACGCUUAGAAGAGAAACAAGAACUGCGGCGAGUAGCAGUAGCGAGGCCAGUGAAAGUAGUAUAAAGAGAAAACGAAGUCAUAUUACUCCUAGUCCACAUGAUACUGAUAGUCCACGUUCAAAAAAACGCAGAAAAUCAGAAAAUGAUUAGAGUAUUCUGUCUGUUAUCUAUAUAUAAUAUGAUAACAUUAAUGUUCACGAAAACUUUGUUCAAGAAAGUGAAAGAAUAAAGUUUGUCCAUUGGCCUCAAGAGAAAAUGUUGGACAUAAAAGAUGUAUGAGCGGAAAUGACUUCAUAUUCCAUUUUAUUAUUUUUCCCUAAUAGUUAAGGGCGAAAAAGAACAUUUUGUACUUCGCGUGUAAAAUUGAUUUAAUCAAUUUUGUCUUUGUGGAUACACACCAAAUGUACAGUAAAUACAAAAUAUUCGUCAUUUGUAUUUAAUUGUUUCUACAAUAAAAAAUUUAUUGUCAUGA
This is a messenger RNA of Hylaeus volcanicus, 3650 nucleotides long. It is a transcript of the gene Brd8, whose product is annotated as bromodomain-containing protein 8. Lineage: Eukaryota; Metazoa; Arthropoda; Insecta; Hymenoptera; Colletidae. The record is from RefSeq and is a predicted model, not a curated record. Gene Ontology annotation, cellular component: NuA4 histone acetyltransferase complex. The coding region runs from base 152 to 3328 and encodes 1058 amino acids. Gene Ontology annotation, molecular function: protein binding. The transcript is spliced from 3 exons.